UGUCGGCGAGAUGAACUGAAAUUGCCACCCGUUGCUGGUAAAAGAAAAAGGACGCCUGUUCAUUAUGCAGCCGAAAACGAUUGGCCCGCAAUUUCUAAACUGAAAGUCCUGAACCUUCUUCUCGAAAGAGGAGGAGAUCCCAACCUGGAAGACGAACGGAAGAGAACGCCGGUCCAUUUUGCCGUUCAAAAUCCAAUCAACGGAUAUAGGAUUGUAAAAGUACUUUUGAGAAACCGAGGAAAUCCUAACGCCGUUGACGACCAGAUGAUGACACCCGUCCAUUUUGCAGCCAUGGCAGCUCAUACCCACAAGAGAGUCGACAGGAUGAAACUGCUCCUGCAAUAUGGCGGAGAUCCGAACGCGGUUGAUUCUUCCGGGCGCACCCCUGUCCACUAUGCGGCCAUGAGUGAAUCGAACGAUGCGCCGCAAAUGAUUGAAUUACUUUUAGCGAAUAAAGGAAAUCCGAACGCCGUUGAAAAUUCAAGACUCACCCCAGUUCACUGCUGUUUAAUCAAGAAUCCAUCGGCAAGGGUGGCCGAGAAAAUACUGGAAUUAUUGUUGAAACACGGAGGCGAUCCUGAGGCUCCUGACAAUGAAGGAAAAACGCCAAUUGAUUUAUUAGCAGCCAAAGGACAAUCGGCAGAAAUGCAAAACAUGUGGAAUAUUCUCAAACUAAACCAACGACACUAAUGGCGUCUCAAUUGCAGAUGUUUCCCCUGGCAAGUCUAGUUCAACACCUUAAUAGUUUAAAACAAAGUUUGAUAUCACCACAUUCAUUCUCCGACAGUAACACCAACCAAACGUCAUUUCUAAUGCGCAAUUUCUGAGCGAUUCGACCACAAGGUGUGGCCGUCUCUGUCAACAUCAUCAAUUAAAUGCGUCCAUGUCUAGCUGUUACUUUCUUAAUUGUUUUCAUCCGCAUGUGAGCUGCGAGCCGCAUUUCUUCCGCUUCAGUCAUUUUCCAUCAUCCGACUCAGUCUGAUGAUGUCGAGCGACAUGAGUUUCCAGCGGAGCCUCCAGCCCAUGUUGGUCUGGAUGCGUUUCAUCGGAGUUUUCUUAGAGUCACCCGGAACAAGUCCAGCAGCGGAAGCAGCGUCUCCCUGGAUUCGCAUCGGAAUUACCUGCUACGGUUUUCUAUUCUUUUUCGGCAACGUCUUUUUCAACGGAUUGAACAUCACCGAGUUCUUUGCUUUCUUCGAAAUCACCUCAACCGCUUCGCUCUGGACGAUGGCCAUCAGCAUACUCAACAUGGCCGCAACGACAAUCUGUUGCCAAUUGAGUUUAAUGUCCAGCGCUGCUACCAAGUGGCCAAAUUUAAUGCAAAUGCUCUGUCAAAUGAAAAGCCAAGGAUUUUUUGAGACCAGAGACUAUCAGAAUUUUCGUCGCAUUUUCCUUGGAGGACUCACUUUUAUCAUGGUCUUUGCGGUUACCACUGGAACUGGGUUGAUUGCCCCAUAUUUGACACUUGACUGGGAAGGUCUGAAAGCCUCGUUUCCGAGAUUCUGUUUAUUAUUCGUCUUUAGUGGUGGCGCUCUGUUUUCCAGCCUUGGAUGGAUGGCGUCCAACAUGCUGGACAUUCUGGCCCGGCAAGUUCAUCAAACCACCAGCGAGAAGACAGAAUUAAACUGGACCCAAAGGAUUGACACCUGGAGACGCCAGUAUCACCUGAUUUCGCAGUUUGUUGACGAGAUCAGCCAUUGCUACGGACCUCUAGUCUUGACGCUCAUUACGUCUGGCUUCGUCGUGAUGAUCGACCUUUCUUACAACAUUAUGCAAUAUGUCAUCGACAAUUGCCACGACUGCAUUGUGAACCACAUUCUGCUUUUUAUCACUCAAUUUUCAUUUUUUCUCGUCUUGAUCUACGUGCCGCAUCGCAUACGGGAAUCGGCAAUCACGUUUAGUAAGCAAUUGCAGUGCAUUGAACAAGGCCCCGAAAAAGAUGACAAGCAGAUUGAUAUCUUUGCCUUGAGCGUGUUGAAUUCGCUACCCAAAAUCACGGCGAUCGGCGUUUUCGAUGUUGAUCUUCACCUCGUACCGACACUGAUUGGGACAACGCUGACUUAUUUGAUUAUUCUUGGUCAGUUCCAGUUUACCAAAACUGGAGAGUGUCACUCAUCUGGUCAGGUGUAGCAAUAAGGUCAACCAAUAUCCACUAAUUGCUAAAAGCAAUUAUAUGAAAUCAACUUCUCCAUUUUUGUUUGCAUUCGGCUAAACAUUGUUAUCGUUGAUAAGAGCAACUCGAAAUCUACACAAUCUACAAACCAAUACAACACUAUGUAUGUAUACUAUACAAUACUAUACACAAAUACAAAU
Messenger RNA from Daphnia pulicaria, 2313 nucleotides. RefSeq lists its product as uncharacterized. Lineage: Eukaryota; Metazoa; Arthropoda; Branchiopoda; Diplostraca; Daphniidae. The coding region runs from base 982 to 2130 and encodes 382 amino acids. The record is from RefSeq and is a predicted model, not a curated record. The transcript has 6 exons. Gene Ontology annotation, cellular component: axon; dendrite; membrane. Gene Ontology annotation, biological process: sensory perception of taste.